UGUACAGUGAAGUCGCCACUAUGGCCGCCCGUGGGACUGGCCACGGAGCGGCUGCCGGCUCCCAGCGCGACGGGGAGGAGGAUGUAGAGCGGUCGGAUUUAAAGGGGAAUCGCGCUGCAGGCGAUGCCCAGGGGCCCCGACGGCCGGCGCCCGGGGCCAGAGUGCCGCUGACACCGCUCCGCACGCAGCCGGCCGGCAUGACGGGAGCCGCCGUUGCGGGCCGCCCGCGGGGGCGAGGCGGGAGCGCGGAGUGAAGGGAGCAGCCCCCCGGCCCGGCCCUCACGAUGAACUCCUCGGCGGACGGCAACCAGAGCAGCCGGCCCUUCUGCCUCCUGGCCGUCAACUACCUGGAGACCCUGGACUUCUGCCUGUUGGAGGUGAUGAUCAUCGUCUUCCUGACGGUGCUGAUCAUUUCGGGCAACAUCGUUGUCAUUUUCGUCUUUCACUGCGCCCCCCUGCUGAACCACCACACCACUAGCUACUUCAUCCAGACGAUGGCGUACGCCGACCUCUUGGUGGGGGUGAGCUGCCUGGUCCCCUCGCUGUCCUUACUCCACUACCCUCUCCCGCUGGAGGAAUACUUGACCUGCCAGAUCUUCGGCUACGUGGUGUCCGUCCUGAAGAGCGUCUCCAUGGCCUCCUUGGCCUGCAUCAGCGUGGACAGGUACAUCGCCAUCACCAAGCCCCUGACCUACAACACGCUGGUCACCCCGUGGCGGCUGCGCGUCUGCAUCCUGGCCAUCUGGCUGUACUCCUCGACGGUCUUCCUGCCUUCCUUCUUCCGCUGGGGCAAACCGGGCUACCACGGCGACGUGUUCGAGUGGUGCGCCAGCUCCUGGCUGACCGAUCCCUACUUCACCCUGUUCAUCGUGCUGCUGCUCUACGCCCCCGCGGCCCUGGUCGUGUGCUUCACCUACUUCAACAUCUUCCGCAUCUGCCAGCAGCACACCAAAGAGAUCAACGAGAGGCGGGCGCGCUUCAGCGGCCCGAGCGGGGAAGCCGGCGAGGCGCAGGCCUGCCCGGACAAGCGCUACGCCAUGGUCCUGUUCCGCAUCACCAGCGUCUUCUACAUCCUCUGGCUGCCCUACAUCGUCUACUUUCUGCUGGAGAGCUCGGCCUUCUACCGCAACCGCACGGCCUCCUUCCUGACCACCUGGCUGGCCAUCAGCAACAGCUUCUGCAACUGUGUCAUCUACAGCCUGUCCAACAGCGUCUUUCAGAAGGGGCUCAAGCGCCUCUCGGGGGCCGUGUGUGCCUCCUGUGCCGGGCGGAGGGCGGCCGCGGACUCUUGUACCCCCAGGAGCAAAGGCCCCCCCAAUGGGUGCCACGUUUGAACCAGCUCACUGUGUGUGCGCGUGCGUGGGCGCGCGCGUGCGUGCGCGUGCGUUCGUUCGUGCGGGGGUGGCCUUGGGUGGGCAUUUGUGUUUCUGUCGGGGUGUUUUCUGAUUUUUGUAUCUCUAGUCCGUGGGGAGAUUUGGGAUGAGACCAUGUAAAUAGACUCAAUAAAUGAAAAUGUCAAACACACACACACAGACACCCACCCCCACACAGACACCCACGCACCCACACCCCACCUCCCAGGUUCGCAAAAAAGAGACCUUCCUCAGCAGGGCCACUGGACCAGAAGAACUGAGAGCCGUGAACAUAAACUGCCGUGCUCGUUUUUUAAAUGUCACGGCAGUGACUCCAGCUCUCUCGGUCUUAAUGAAUAAAGCUGUCCCCCCCACCCCAACACCUCUCUCCAGCUGGCAUGACUGAAUUCGGGCAUAGGGGAAUUUCAGCAACAACAGAAAAAUUCAUAUUUUGUGGCUUUACUGGAUCCUGUCCAGCUCUGUGUGCUUCAUCCGUAAAUGGUUUUAACAGGGAAUAUUAUUAUGCCGUGGUGAAUUACAGGGAUUUUUUGUGUAUGCCAAAGUUUAACUGCACUGCGAGUUUCAACCCUGUCAGUUAGGGGGCCAAAUGUUUUAUGUCUUUCCUUCCUAGAGAGAUCUCUAGGUGGAAUAAUGUGAACACUUGAACAAUAACUUAAAAAAAAAAACUUUGCAAUGAGCCAUGGAUGCGAUCGGUGCAAUGAAAUCGGAAUAUUUAUAGAGUCCUGUGCAGGUCACUGUGCCCUGUUUCACGGAUAUCUAAUAGAACCGUGCACUUGAAGGUGAUUGAACGAUCAAAUUUGCAUUUUUGUAUGUGUGUGUGUGCGUGUGCGUGUUUGUGUAUGUAUUUGGAUCAGGCCAAACUUCUCUCUAAUAAGAAAAUGUAUUUUAUUAAAGCAAGACACAGUUCUGCAUAAUGUCAGAGAGUUUUGGACACACUUUUGAUAACGGUGACAAGAUUUAAAAAUUUAUCCUCGAACGGUCCUCUCGUAACUACCAGUCCCCUCCUUUUUUCCAAAGAGGUUGGAGACAUUGCCAAGGAUAUGCAUCAAGACAGUGACUAUAUUAUUAGCAGCUGAGGGAGGAAAGAUGUACAUCUAACUCGAAAAGAACAGAAGACAAGUAACUUGAGGCAUUUCUAUCAUCUCUCCUCCCCCAUCUAAAUGGUGUCUAAAAAUAUAGCAGCUCCUAAUUCUUUUUGAAAAGCCUCUGUCUUUAGCUGGUACAGUAACAGAGAAAGUUUGGAGGAUUCUGCAUCUGGAAGGGGGCAAAGGGAAAUCUGGCCAAGCUUGAGCUGUUUCACUGAUGUCUUAAUGCUUUAAAUGUGCUUAGUACAGUGCUCCGCACACAGUAAGCGCUCAGUAAGUAGCACUGAUUGAUCAAGUUGCAGAAUUGAGUGUUCUCUCUUGGGCCGCAAUGUUCAGGAAAAAUCUUUUGGGAUAUUUGCCUGCGUAUAAACAGCCUUUCUAGCUAAAGCAUGAGCAGAAUCUGUUGGUUCGACUAUUGAUUUGGUAGAAUUACUCUAGAGAGGCUGCCGCGUGCUUUUAUUUUCUUUUAAAAUUUGGUCGUCUUAAUGUUGGCUUAGUUGUUCUCUACCUACGCUCGGCUGAUCUGUUGAGUUUAUGUGAUGUCUUUUCUCAUUGUCUCUCUGCCUUCUCGGUUGUGUUUGCUAACUAUACCAACAUCUUCAUUACCCUUGAGUUUUCAAUGCCACUGUCUGAGUAAUUUAUUGGAAUCUUGGACUUGAUUGUCUUCAGGGGAAAGGAAGAAGGGAGAGUGAAGGAUUCCAAGGUUAGCCGUUCCUCAGAAGCUUGAGGUUCUGAAGUCUUUGGGGUGAGCUUUGGCACUUUCUGGGAAAUAGAUACUUACACUGCAUUUGGUGGGGUGAUAAGGACUGUGGUUGUAAAGCUCACUGAGAUGGAAGAAACCAAAGGAAAUGGAUUAAAACAGACUUCUGACUGUCAGGAUUACGUCCCAGUUUAAAGGAAAAUAACAGGUGUUUCAGGUUGGAUUUUACUCCCCCCACCCAAGUAAAUCCAUGCAAAGAAAACCCCUCAAGGUUUUGUAUGCUAAAGUUUAAUUUUCUUUAAUCAAGAGAAACUUUUUUCCAACGUAGAAUGUGUUUCAUUUUGAUAUUCAGAACAAUCCUUGACCAUAAGUAACCUUAAACAGCCGUGACUGAUGGAGCACGGGUCUCCUGUUUCUUCUCAAUAGUCUGCUUGCCAUUCCCGUUUAGUAGGACCAAAUCUUGGGUUUCAAGUGAUGUGAAACGGAAGGUGAGACUUGUGACUCUUCUGAAUGUGUGUUAGGAGAAAACAACGCAGAGCAUGAUAUGCUUUGAGAUAUCUGGGGAGCAGCACGGGCCUGGGACUCCGAAGGUCAUGGGUUCUAAUCCCGGCUCUGCUACUUGACUUGGC
Tachyglossus aculeatus (Australian echidna) is the source of this 3787-nucleotide messenger RNA. RefSeq names its product G protein-coupled receptor 21 (gene GPR21). The coding region runs from base 285 to 1334 and encodes 349 amino acids. Gene Ontology annotation, cellular component: membrane. The record is from RefSeq and is a predicted model, not a curated record. The transcript has a single exon. Gene Ontology annotation, molecular function: G protein-coupled receptor activity. Gene Ontology annotation, biological process: G protein-coupled receptor signaling pathway. NCBI's taxonomy places the organism in Eukaryota, Metazoa, Chordata, Mammalia, Monotremata, Tachyglossidae.